This is a messenger RNA of Sycon ciliatum, 2201 nucleotides long. Its product is annotated as mucin-1-like. The transcript has 4 exons. Lineage: Eukaryota; Metazoa; Porifera; Calcarea; Leucosolenida; Sycettidae. The coding region runs from base 265 to 1806 and encodes 513 amino acids. The record is from RefSeq and is a predicted model, not a curated record.
GUAAAACUGUUGCAGCCGAGUUCCACCACAAUCAUAGUCCUUGGACAAACUGUAGUCUACACUACGUUGUCGUGGGCGGUGAUCUACUUGGAAGCGAAGAGAAGUCCAUGCAGUAGUUAGUUAGUAGCUUGCCAGUGACACGAAAGGUUCUUCUCCACGAACUCUGAAGUUGAACUGCUUCGCACUGUUUUUAUGAGUUUCGCGUAGCGGUACUGAACAUCGAGCAGCCAGUUCGUUGUUGACUGUCUUCAAAGUGGUGGCGACAUGGCCCUUCUUGCUGAUGAUUCCCGGUCUGUGGAGGCACGCCAGUACUUCGCUUCGUUCGGUGAGCUGGCCUCAAAGAUCGUGCAAGAAUCGGAGAACGUUCGUAGUAAUAACGAUUGGAAAUCCAUGACUUACAAACAGAAGGAGAGUUUGAUCGAUAGGCAUUUCAUUGACGAUAGCGUCAGGAGUUACUACUCGGGAGGGAACCAGAGCACGACAAGUCUCGGAGCGUCCAGUGCUAGUUUUGGUGGUGCUGGUGCUGAUAGUGUGGGUACUGGUGAUGUUCCACUUCCAGCUUGGGAGAUGCUCUUUCCCAGACCCAUUCCGCUGGGCGGACAGAAAUUUGUACAUGUCGGCAGCGGCGAGGAUGGUGAAACGUCGGCAGCAUCGUAUGUGGAUGAAUUUGCUGGCAAUUUCCAGUGGGAAACCAAGAGUCAGCUUGAGCUCUGGCUGCCUGAAGGCAAAAGCUUGCCGUCGCCCAGAUCAGUUCGCAGAUCAAUGUACAAGGAUGAUCAUCGUACGAAUGUUGACGUCAAGCGCUAUAGCAAAGCAUCAGAUGGAUCUGAUACGGCCGAUGGCGAUGGCGCCUCUGGAGCCACAUCUGUCAAGGCUAUGGCGAAAGCGCUACAGAGGACCUCAGGCGGUGCCUACCCGCCUCCCAGCGGCAGCCGCAUCAGUGGCACGGGCCUGGCACCGAUCCCUUCAAACACUCCUACGCCGUCUCCCGCACCAGCUCCUAAGGCAUCGCCGUCACUCGCAAGAACACAGUCGCACGUUCAAACCAAGUCCAGUCCUGAUGUUGCUCCAAGACCACCCAAACGCUCUAGCUCCAUAGUCGGGGACACGCCUUCGCCUCAGGUCAAAGUAAAGAGUACAGGUGCUUUGGCUGUCCCACCACCAUCCAAAUCUGCUAGUUACUCAUCUGAACUAGGAGCUGUCACUGUUGACACUGGUGAUGCCGAUGCCGAUGCCGCUGCAGCUGGCGCUCAAACUGGCGGUAAGCCCAGACCAUCGCCACCAGUACGCAGGGAUUCAUUAUCUAAGAAAACUGGUUCGCCGUAUGCUGCAGAAGCCGCAAAGGAAGAGAGGGACUCCAGCACCUAUAAGCCAGGUGCAGUGCAGUCGAAUAAAGCACCAUCAUCAGCAGCAGUGCCAGGAGCAGCAACAACAACAGCAGCAGCAGCAGCUGCAGCCGUGCAGCCAGCGGGCAAGGCUGCCGCUUCGCGUACUCCACCAAGGGUUGAAAAGCCUAGUCGAGCACCUCCUGCGGCACCCCCUGCAGCAGCCACUCAGCCGCCUGCAGCUGCUGGUACUACUAACACCACGGCAACAACGCCGGCCGCUGCUAAAGCAAAAAAGCCUGAAACACCCGAGCCAAUUAGCGUGUCAUCACCAGCAACGGGUGGCGGCCAAGCCUCAUCAUCGGCGAUAGAAACAACGUUUCCUGCCACUCCAGGGCCAUUAGAAGGAAAACUGCUCGGAUCUGCUAAUAGUGGAGAGACGGCAGGCGGCACGAGCUUUGAUUUCCUUAGCAAUUGGUAACAGUGAAUACAAAAGGCUGCGAAUACACCGUGAGCCAGUCUUGGCAAUAUGGAGGUGACUUAAACCAACAGAAAUACCACUAGAGAGAGAGAGAGAGAGAAUCUGAAACAUAGCUUGACUGCACAGUUUCCAUCUUUGCAUCCAACGAAAGCUUCACACAGUUGAGUGUUGAUCCAAGGUGAUUAUCAGGUCUAACGUUAUACUUAUAGGAAGAGCAGCAUGUUGUGUGCUGGCAUUACAAGGACCAUUUUGAUAGACAUUUUUUUCAUUUUUUGCUUUCCUACUUUUGUUUACUUUUUACACUUACAGUCCUGUUUCUGAUCCGGCCCUUCACACAAUGAUACGAAUCUGCAUUCCGGCCCUUCACACAAAUACGAAUCUGCAUUGAACUAUCA